AUGGUAAUGUGCAUUAUCACUAUUUCAUUCAUGCUCGAUGGAUGUUCGAUGCCUGCUCGAUGCAAGCUCGAUGGCACAUCAUUUUUUACGUUGCAUGUUGUGCUCGAUGGUUACUCGAUACCUACUCGAUGCAAGCUCGAUGGUUCUACUGUUUACGUAUUUGUUUCUUACAACGGUGUUUGGGAAAUGCAUGGUAGGAAAUGGUAUUUUAAGGAUGCUGAAGGUGAAGUGAUACCAGUAGAGAAUGAUGUCACUUACUUGCAACUACUUGACAUACUGCACGAGACAUUUCAGGUGGGUAGAGAGGUGUAUGAAUUGAAACUCGAGGUUCCAUACGUAUGCGGCGAGCAACCAUUUGCACCGGUUCAAUUGAAGAAUGAUCGUCAAAUCCUGACUGUUGUUGGAGACUGA
Molecule: messenger RNA, 411 nt
Organism: Humulus lupulus (European hop)
Lineage: Eukaryota; Viridiplantae; Streptophyta; Magnoliopsida; Rosales; Cannabaceae
Exons: 3
Coding region: 1-411 (136 amino acids)
Source: RefSeq, a predicted model, not a curated record